AUGAAUCUGUGGGGUUCAGCUGACCUGGGCAAGGCUGACUUGCGUAUCUGCAGUGACCUGUGGUGGGACCAGGAAACCUACCAUCGAGAGAACAGCUUUUCUAGCCAGGAGGCCUCCCGACAACUUUUUAGGCGCUUUUGUUACCAAGAGACUCCUGGGUCCCGCGAGGCGCUGAGCUAGCUCCGGGAGCUCUGCCGUCAGUGGCUGCGGCCCGAGACGCACAGCAAGGAGCAGAUCGUGGAGCUGCUGGUGCUGGAGCAGUUCCUGACCAUCCUGCCCGAGGAGCUGCAGGCCCGGGUGCGGGAGCAGCAUCCAGAGAGCAGAGAGCAGGCGGUGGCUGUGGCUGAAGAUCUGGAGAGGGAGCUUAAUGAGCCUGAGAACCAGGCCCCAGAUCACGAGCAUGGCCGUUCUGAGGCGCUCUCAGAGGAUGUGCUGCAUUUGAAGGCCAAGCAGGACUCGAUAGCCAUCCAACUUCAGUCCGUGCAGCUCAAAGGUGAAUCUUUGGGUCCCCCCAGAUUUGUAGAACAGGGUGGUGAAAGCCAGGAGUUGGCACUGAGGCAAGGAGUCUUGAAGGACAUGGAACAUUCUGGAAAUAGCAGACUCCGGGGAGAUGCUCCUCUAGAUUGCACGUACGGAGAACCUUGUGCACAGGGGAGCAGAGUGGAAAAGCAGAGGGCGCAGGCCCCUGGCGAGACUCGGCGCAGGCGCAGGGAGCGUGGGAAAGGCCUACCCAGAGCCCAUCCUCACUCAGCACCGCGAACCCACACGGGGGAGGAGCCCUGCGAGUGCGCAGGACGCGGGAAGGCCUUCAGCCGCGGGCCGCACGGGGGGGGGGAGAGCCCUGCGGGUGAGAGGAGCGCGGCCAGGCCUUCCGCGCUAGCAGCGGCCUCGUCAGACACGGGGGAGGCCGCCCGGGGCCGAGGCCGACCGAGUGCGACGCGUGGGAGCGCCUUCCGCCUGAGCUCAGGCCUCGGGCCGCGGCACCGGACCCACGCGGGGGAGGCGCUGUCGGUGUCACGCGUGCGGCAAGGCCUUCGGCCAGAACGCGGGCCCGUUGCGGGCCUGUUGCGGGCCUGCGCUUCCACGCGGGGAACGAGCCCCGUCCGCGCGGCCAGUGCGCAAGCGCAGUAG
This is a messenger RNA of Neomonachus schauinslandi (Hawaiian monk seal), 1131 nucleotides long. Its product is annotated as zinc finger and SCAN domain-containing protein 31-like. NCBI's taxonomy places the organism in Eukaryota, Metazoa, Chordata, Mammalia, Carnivora, Phocidae. The record is from RefSeq and is a predicted model, not a curated record.